GAAUGACAAUUCAAUUGAAGUGUUGGGCCAAAUAAGCAUAGUAUUUAUCGAAUUUAAGUUUUAACCAUAAAAAGCCAUGUCAGUCUGCGUGCUGCACUCGCUCCCUGCCUGCCUGCCGGGGCUAUCUGUCUCCCGGUACCUGUACACGCGCCGGCUGCAUGCCGGGCUCCUGGAGGCGGCGCGGUCGCACGGCGAGCGGACGGCGCUGGUGGACCCGUCCGGCCGUCACACGUACCGCCAGCUGCUGGCGCGCGCCGCGGCGCUGGCCGGCCGGCUGCGGCGCGCCGCUCCCGAGCCCGGCUCCCGGGUGGCCGUGCUGGCGCCGCCCGGUCACCAGUUCGUCUCGGCCCAGUGGGCCGUCUGGAUGGCAGGACAUGUAGCUGUACCGCUGUGCGGCGCCCACCCGACCUCUCAGCACCGCUACUACCUCGACGACUCCCAGUCGGCGGCCGUGGUCGGCACUGAGGAGACGGCGGCGCAGCUGGAGACAGCCGUGGCCGACUCCCGCCUGCCGCUGCUGCUGGCUGACGGCGAGACGACGGCAGAGGGAGGAGCGGAGGGAGAGGGAGGAGCGGAGGGAGAGGGAGGAGCGGAGAGAGAGGGGGAGGAGGUGGGGAGCAGGGAGGACCACCAGCCGGCGGUGAUUCUGUACACCAGCGGCACCACCGGACCGCCCAAAGGUGUGGUGCUCACCCACGGUAACCUACUGAGCCAGACGCGCGACAUGGUCUCCGCCUGGCAGUGGCAGCCGUCAGACGUGAUUCUCCACACGCUGCCACUGCACCACACACACGGACUCAUCAACGCGCUGGCUUGUCCGCUCUACGUCGGCGCCAAGUGUGUGAUGCUGCCGUCGUUUGACGCCGAGAAGGUGUGGUACCACCUGCUGGACACGGUCUCCGACCCCGCCGAACAGGUGAACGUGUUCACUGCCGUACCAACCAUCUACGCCAAGCUGCUCGAACACUACGACAGCAAGAGCAGGAACAACUUCGCCUACCAGUCAUUUGUCAAGGACGUCUGCAAGUCGAAAAUCAGAGUGAUGAUCAGCGGCUCGGCGGCGCUAGCCCGUCCCAUUCUGGACCGGUGGGAGGCGGCCACCGGCCACCGGCUGCUCGAGCGGUACGGCAUGACCGAGACCGGCAUGGUGCUCACCAACCCGCUGCACGGACACCGGGUGCCAGGUGCGGUGGGCCGCCCGUUCCCCUCAGUCUCCGUCCGUGUAGCCCGGUUUGAACCGGGCGUCUCCGGGUACACCACACUGGCCGAGGCGGACGGCAGCGGCGCCUGCACCGUGACGCCAGGAUGUGAGGACCAGGAGGGUGAGCUGCUGGUGCGCGGCCCGUCGCUGUUCUCGGGCUACUGGCGCCGUCCCGAGGUCACGGCCCGCGAGUUUACGGCCGACGGCUGGUUCCGGACGGGCGACACGGCGCGUCUCUCCGACGGCGUGUUCUCCAUCCUCGGCCGCACCUCUGUGGAUAUCAUAAAGACGGGCGGCUUCAAGAUCAGCGCGCUGGACGUGGAGCGGCGGCUGCUGGAGCACCCGGAGGUGCAGGAUGUGGCUGUGGUCGGCCUGCCCGACCUCACAUGGGGACAGAAGGUGGCGGCGGUGGUUGUGAGCUCCGCCGAGCUGGACCUGGCCGGACUGAAGCAGUGGUGCGGGGACCAGCUGCCGCCCUACGCCGCGCCCACCGUGCUCAAAGUCCUACCGCAGAUGCCUCGCAACGCCAUGGGCAAGGUGAACAAGAAACAGCUCGUCAAAGACCUGUUCCCGGAGCCUGGGACGGCGCCGGCGGCGGGCGCGUAGUUCCGCGAACGGCCGGUAGGCGGCGCUGCGGGCGGUGAUACGGUGGUUCACGGGUUAUACGGCGUUAUUUGACAGAUUGACUGAGAUUUCAGGUAGUUAUUGGGAUUCUUCUCUGACAUUCAGGGCAGUUCUGUGAUUUUAAACACGUGAUAAGUUGUUGCUACAGAUAUAGAUGCGGUUGUAGAUGCGGUAGAUGUUAUCCUGAGCUCGGGGGAAUAUAAUUCGCCGCAGUUCCCCCGGGACAUUGACCAAAGUGGUCGCAUAUCAGCGUGAGUUAUGGCCUAUUACUGGUUCAGCAUACCAAUGACCAUGAUUGGGGGUCCUCGACACAAGCUGGAUAGGUUCAGACUAGUUCAGAGUACAGUACGAACUUUGCUAAGGAUAUAUACAGGGGCUGAGCACAAGUUCUCUAUACACCGAAGCUCAACUGUAUCGGCAUUGACGCUCUACGGCAGAUUGUAGAUCGGCAGAAGCACGAAGCAAUUGACGGAACGAAUUGCAUUGCAAAAAGUGAGAACGGAAGAAGCAAUUGACCCAUGCGACCCAUGCUAGUAGAUGCUCAUCUCAUGAAAUACGGUAUCUAGAUCAGUAUUUACCAAGUAUUGAUAGAAUUAGUCGCGCUAUAAACUAAGCGUCUGGGGUCUUCUUUGGCGAGAUAGAUUUGGAAAUGAAGUAACAGAACUGCAGGAUAUUUUUUGAUAUUUGUGAAUAUUUAGUGGUAGGUUUUACAUGACAACGCGUCAGCUUUGGUGCUAUUCGGAAAGCUGCUCGGCGUGUGCGCAAUGCGCAUCAUGAGUGUUAGUCUGUACAACCGUUGUACUUUCCGAGACCUUUAACCUUAGUCCUUUCGACGUUGACCUAUGAGAAAAAGGUUUACGAAAAAAUACAGUAUUACAGAACAGCA
Molecule: messenger RNA, 2711 nt
Organism: Amphibalanus amphitrite
Lineage: Eukaryota; Metazoa; Arthropoda; Thecostraca; Balanomorpha; Balanidae
Product: malonate--CoA ligase ACSF3, mitochondrial-like
Exons: 9
Coding region: 77-1807 (576 amino acids)
Biological process (GO): fatty acid metabolic process
Molecular function (GO): medium-chain fatty acid-CoA ligase activity
Source: RefSeq, a predicted model, not a curated record